CAACAAUAAAAAGCAUAGUGUCAUUCAAGAGACACAUUUCCUCUUCAGGUCUGAUAACAGGGAUGGUUUGUAUAUUGUUCCUGAUUCUCCGGUUCCAUGGCAUUUAUUUGCUUCCAGUAACUCUGGGCUCUCCAGACACUUUAAUAUUGGUGGCAGAACCUGGUGAUGAUGUCACCAUUUGGUACCAGUAUAACCGGACAGAACCAGCUCGCAUAUAUUGGUUCAUGCACACAGAUCAUUCUGUUCCACAUCAUGUUGCAUGCCAGUUGUAUUUAAAAUAUUCUGCAUCAAGCCCUUGUUCUUUUUUUAAUCAAAGUAAGCAAAUGGUGAUGUCCGUAAAAUCCCAGUACUCCUCUCUUACAAUAUCUGCAGUGAAACACACUGAUUCAGGACUGUAUUACUGUGGCAUUUGGCAGAGUACUGAUAUUUACUUCAGUAACGCAACAUAUUUACAAGUAACAGAGAGAAACCAAACACUUUUCAAGACCACCUCUGAUCAAGAGCGAAAUGAAACACCUUCCAAAGGCAGUUCAGAAAUAGCUCACUGCUCUUCAGAUGUCUUCUUCAUGCUGACAGUGGUGUUCGGUGGUGUGAUUGUGAUUCUCAUCAGUGUUCUUCUAAUCAUGCUGAAGAGGAUAAAACAACACAAUGAUGAAACUGACUAUAAAGUACAACAAGAGAAAGAGGUGCAGGAUUCUAAAUAUGCUGCUGUACAAUUUUCUGAUAAGAAAAUCAAGAAAGCGGGAAGACACACUGAAGUGGUGGACACUAAGGUUGUAUAUUCUUCAGUAAGACACUAGCAGUGUACUAUGAUAGAACAAAGUUAUACAUGAUUCCUUCAUUGUUUGGAACAGCUUUACAUAGUUAAUUAUUUUAACCAACAACAGCCAUAAGAGGCUGUGACCUCUGCCAUAUUUGUCAUACCUGUACUCUUUAGUUUUGACAGACACAGAGAAAAGUGUCCGUGUCAUCCAACACAAAAGCAACAGAGACUAUUUGAAGAUCUGUAACUGCAUUUGAGCAGUUAAUGUGAUGUAUCAGAAACUGGAUUAAUUUGGGAGGUUGUGACCAGUGCAAGAAUGGAGAGUAUGUUGCUUAUAUUCAUGGGAAUUCGCUGUUCAUAGUGUAGAAUAGAUUUUUUGUUUUUUGCAUGUAUUGUAGGACAGCAUGUGUUCACUCUAUAACUAAAUAUAACCCUUAAAGCAGAGGGGUAUUGAAAUGAUACAUACUAAAAAUGUGUGU
Messenger RNA from Electrophorus electricus (electric eel), 1242 nucleotides. RefSeq lists its product as uncharacterized. The record is from RefSeq and is a predicted model, not a curated record. Gene Ontology annotation, molecular function: MHC class I protein binding; coreceptor activity. Gene Ontology annotation, biological process: regulation of immune response. Gene Ontology annotation, cellular component: cell surface. Lineage: Eukaryota; Metazoa; Chordata; Actinopteri; Gymnotiformes; Gymnotidae.